GCGCUGCUAGGAUUCGCUCAGUGUGCGCGUGGCCAACACUUCCACUGAUUGUUGACAACGCGCCCUGCGCGCGUGCACUACUACGCUGCUUAGAGGAGUGAGGUGAAUUUUCUCUUUCACACUGUCGGAGCAGCCUCACAGGUGCGUUCGGGAGGCAGGGACCAGAGACGCGUUUUCUUUUCUAAACAAAAGAGUAACAAAUUGUCGGACCAAUUGCGCAAAACGGAGCGACAUCGCGAGGAACAGAAGCAGGUGCGCUGCUCUCACUCUUUAUUUAACACAAGCCUGAAGUCAUGCGCGCGUUUAUUGAUGAAAAGUUAAUUCACGCUUAGUAAGACACAGACAGCGGGAGAAGUGAACUGGAUAGAGUCGCGCGUUUCGCUGCUCCUUAAUUACUCGUCGUACGUUCGCACGGGGAAUAAACAAUCAUAAUGUCGAGGAAGAAAGCGGUCAAAGGGAAGGGGAGUUCAAAUACACCCAACUCAUCUCCGAGCAGCGAUAAAGAGAAGGGUAAGAAAGUCCCGACCCAGUCCAACGGAGUGGUGCAUCCAAGCAGACCCUCUCUCAGCAACAGCGGAGAAUUCUACGACAUCGCCUUCAAGGUAAUGCUCGUUGGUGACUCUGGUGUGGGGAAAACCUGUCUGCUAGUUCGCUUUAAGGAUGGAGCGUUCCUGGCUGGGAGCUUCAUCUCAACAGUCGGAAUAGACUUCCGGAAUAAGGUGCUGAACAUUGACGGUGUGAGAGUUAAACUACAGAUCUGGGACACGGCAGGACAGGAGCGAUUCAGGAGCGUGACGCACGCUUACUACCGAGACGCUCAUGCUCUUUUGCUGCUGUACGACGUGACAAAUAAAGCUUCUUUUGACAACAUACAGGCCUGGCUCACAGAGAUUCAUGAGUUUGCUCAGCAGAAUGUAGUGAUCAUGCUUCUGGGUAACAAGGCUGACGCUACACAUGAAAGAAUUGUGAAGAGAGAGGAGGGUGAAAAACUGGCCAAGGAGUUUGGCGUUCCCUUCAUGGAGACCAGUGCUAAAUCGGGUCUGAAUGUGGAGUUGGCCUUCACUGCUGUGGCAAAGGAACUGAAGCACAGGGAGAUGAAGGAGCCUAACGAGCCAAAGUUUCAGCUGCAGGAGUAUGUUAACAAGGAGAUGAAGGGAGUCGGCUGCUGUCGCUCCUAAACUCGCGCGCGCUCGUGCGCGUCCGUCUCUCUGUCUGUUUGUGUGUUUUUCCGCUUUCAUCCUCUUCUCUCGCAUAAAUUGGAGGCCUGUCAGAUAUUCUGCGGCUCUGGAGACUUUCGUUUUCAAACGCUGUGUUCUUUCUUUGGACCUCCAUGCACUUCACAGCUCGCAAACAAUAGCGAACGACACAAAGCAAACACGGCGUAAAGAGGAGCAGUCAUCAGAUUGCAAUUGGCACGUGCUUACAUAUUUACAUCCACAAUAAAUACAGACCCACCUCUCCGAGCAGCUGUGAAUGUAUGUUCAUCAUGUGUGGCUCAAAGUUUGCUUUAUUAUAUGUUCAAACCAUUCCUACAGUUAGUACUUUUCUGUGGCAGCUUCACUUGAACCCAAUCAUACACCACUUUUACUGUUCAGAAACUAGAUAAUUAUGUGCACAAUUAUAAUUAACAAAGCAUUUUCUGUAAUUUCAGUCUCAUUCUAUAAACACUUUGCAAAAUGAGUUCUGAUGUGCUUUAAAUUUGUGGAAAAGUUUUAAAAUUACGUUAGUGAAAUUAAUAUUCGUUUCUUUCGAAAGUUCUUUUAUUAUUUCAGUGAAACAGCCUGCUUAUUUAUUUUGUUUCUUGUUCAGAUCACUCCAAUUAAAAGAACCGAUUUUUCAUCGCUUUCUGUUUUUAAAGCUUAGAUAAUAAUACUUGCAAACUUUUUUUUAUAGUGUCUCUUUAAAGUUACAUUUACCAGACUUUCGAUAAUUUCUUUCAUUUAUGUGUAUAAACCAUCACACAUUACAAUAAAAUCCAAAGCUAAUCAAGGCCAUUAACUAUGGAAGCUUGUUUCUGCCACAGAAAAAAAAAAACAAUUAAAUAAAUAAAAAAUAUAUAAAAUAUAAAUAGAUACACAGAAUAAAUAAAUACAGUACUGUGGAAAAGUUUUAGGCCACUAGUAUUUUCACCAGCUAAAAAAUGGUUUAAAGUAAGUUAUUUCUAUCUGUUGCUGUAGUGUGUCAGUAAAAAAUAUGGGUUUACAUUUCCAAAUAUUCUGUUUGCCAUUAAUUGUAAUAAUCUAGUGAGAUUUUUGUUUGCACAAGGAGUCUGACAACAGCCAGUGCUCCACACAGAUCUGAUCUCAUCAUCAUCCAGUCUUCCUGGAAUGACAUGAAGAAACAGAACAGACUGAAACAGAGUAAAUCCAGAAGAACUGUGGCAACGUCUCCAAGAUGCUUUAAGAAACCUACCUGCAAAGCUACCUGAAAAAUUUUGCGCAGGUGCACCUAGGGCAAAAGCUGCUGUAAAUGCAAAGAAUGGUCGCACCAAAUGUUGAUUUCAUUUAGUUAAUAGAAGGUAAUUGAUAAAGAAAAUCUAUUUAUGACAGCAUCCUCAUUUUACAGCAUUUUUACACAAGUGCCUAAAACUUUUAACAGUGCUGCAGCUUUGCAGGUAGGUUUCUUGAAGCAUCCUGGAGACUUUGUCACAGUUCUUCUGGAUUUAGUCUGUCUGAGUUUGUUCUGUGUCUUCAUGUCAUUCCAGACAGAUUGGAUGAUGAUGAGAUCAGAUCUCUGUGCAGAGCACUCGCUGUUUUCAGACUCCUUGUGCAAACAAAAAUCUCACUGGAUUAUUAUGAUUAAUGGCAAAAUGAAUGUUUGGAAAUGUAAUCUGAUAUUUCCUACUGACACACUACAGCAAAAGACCGACUUUAAAUGACUUUAAACCAUUUUUUAGCUGACGAAAAUACUAGUGGCCUAAGACUUUUGCACAGUACUGUAUAUAUAUAUAUCUUUUUGUCGCAAUUCUGAGUAUAUAUAUCACAAUUCAGAGAAAAAAAGAAUAGUAUGGAAGAAUUGUGUAUAAAAUGCAGAAUUGCAUGAUAUAAACGUAGUAUCGUGAGAUGUAAACUUGAAAUUUUGAGAAGAAAGUUAUAAAUUGUGAAAGAUAAACUCAUAUUUGUGAGAAAAAUGUAUACAUUCUGAGUCACAAUUACAUUAAUUAAAAAAUAUAUAGAAAUGUGAGAUGUAAUCUAAAGAAAUCAGAGAAAAAGGUCAGGACUAUCAGAUAAAAAGUUGCAAUUACCUUAUAUUUUGUGGUGGAAACAGACUUGAUUAAGAUGGAAAGUUGGAUUGAGUUUGCUGAAAGACGUCUUCACCUCUUUACACUUACAGAAGCACACGCUCAUUAAUGAAUCUUGUCAGAUUUUCUCCACUUUUGUCAUUUUAUUUAUUUAUAUUUUUUUUUUGUCAAUGUCAUUUCAUGAAAUAUGAACUAAUAUGAAAGAUGAAUGUAUGUAUUGUACAUAUGAAAAAUAUCAUAUGGCACUUACAGUAGUUUGCAUUAUAUAAUUAAUGUUUUGUUAAAAAUUUAGUAUCGUCCUGUACGCUAAAUAUAUAGAAAGCUUUAACUAGAAUUAGUAGCUUUAAAGUGAUGUUCAGAAUGUGCCAGAAUUUAACAAAUUGAUGUAAUGUCGGAUACUAUGCGUACUGUGGAUCGUUUAAUAUAUCGUGCUGUAUAAAUAUUUUCAGUACUAUGCCUUUUGCACUUUUGUUCUUGCUGUUUUUUUUCGUUGUUGUUGUUGAUAUUUUUUAUAUCAUCUGAAACUAAAGGAAGACCAGUAUAUGGCCUGAAAUGAAUAUUUUGUUGGUCAGGAAAUUUGUACUGAUGUGCCAUUUUUAGCUGCUCAGAUUUUUGACAACAAAUCAACCAAUGUAUAUAAGUUCAAUUCAGUUUGUUUUCCCCUGUAUUGAAGAAAUGGUACGGACGGGUGAUAUCACAGAAAUGACAAGCAAUGAUAUACAGAACUUUUUUCUAUCUGGUAGAGGUCAACGCUAAGUGUUGAUCUAAGUGUUCACAUGUUUUUUUCAAAGUUUUUAUGUAACGUGUAUUGUAUUCCCAACAAUAAAUUGGACAGUGAAGUGAA
Messenger RNA from Labeo rohita (rohu), 4085 nucleotides. RefSeq names its product ras-related protein Rab-26. The transcript has 9 exons. Gene Ontology annotation, cellular component: endosome; Golgi apparatus. The record is from RefSeq and is a predicted model, not a curated record. Bases 432 to 1178 code for a protein of 248 amino acids. Gene Ontology annotation, molecular function: GTP binding; GTPase activity. Lineage: Eukaryota; Metazoa; Chordata; Actinopteri; Cypriniformes; Cyprinidae.